AUGCAUUCACAGACCACAAAAGAAGAGCAGUCCAAAGAUGACUCCACAAACGAGAAGCAAGACGCUAUUGAACGCAGGAGACUUCAAAAUCGGCUAUCCCAGAGGAAUCACCGCCGCAAGAUCCGGGACAGGAUUGCCAAACUUCAAGAACGUGUUAUCGCUAGCGAGCUCAGAGCCGUUGCAACUCUGAAUGGUUGGGACCAAGCGAGUCCUUCAGCUGCGUCGAUGAUGGAAUCCAAACCGCAAGGUGACUUUGAAAGCAGCCCGUUGGCUCCUGCUUCGGAAGAUCCAGCAAUCUCGAAUGCCUCCCAACGGAACGUCUCCUCCAGUCUUUGUCGUUCAUGCUGCAGUCUACUUAACCAAAUGCCCGGUUCGUCCUCUUUACCCUCCCCACCUUCACCUCUGCCGUUCGACAUUGGUCUCGCCAACGGGGUUGACUCCGCCAACCCACCACACUCUACUCUCUUGAACCCUUCUCCCUCCUCGUCUCAGCUCAGUCCGUUCAGCUUGAACGCAUCUUUAAGUAUGACGGGGCUUCACACUCCGAAUGAAUGCAGUUACCCGCCAUAUCCUGACCCUCCAGGCUCCCAACAAUAUCCACAUUGCCCACACUACUAUGUAGCCACAGAGACCUCCCUACCGCAUAUUAUGCAAACACUGGGUAAUGCAACCUCGCAUCCCAAGGCGAUCAUCCUGAUACCGCAUGGAUAUUCCCCAGCGCCAUUCACAGGAGCAAACGCGGCAGACUCCACAGGCCUCAGAAGCUCCUUGAAUGGGAAUUUGCAGAAUCCAGGAUGCCACUGCUUGAGACAGGACCGCAGUUCUAGGCCCUCUGACCUAGGAACAUCCGGAGAAUGGAUGAACACGCCGUCUUUGACUUCAUUCUGUCCGCUGCAUCCUUCGCAGUCACCAUCGUUGGACAAUUUUCAGUCCAUGAUGCUAUGA
This is a messenger RNA of Aspergillus viridinutans, 945 nucleotides long. It is a transcript of the gene xanC, whose product is annotated as transcription factor xanC. The transcript has 3 exons. The coding region runs from base 1 to 945 and encodes 314 amino acids. Lineage: Eukaryota; Fungi; Ascomycota; Eurotiomycetes; Eurotiales; Aspergillaceae. Gene Ontology annotation, biological process: regulation of DNA-templated transcription. Gene Ontology annotation, molecular function: DNA-binding transcription factor activity. The record is from RefSeq and is a predicted model, not a curated record.